Glycine soja is the source of this 1478-nucleotide messenger RNA. RefSeq names its product magnesium transporter MRS2-3. The coding region runs from base 63 to 1244 and encodes 393 amino acids. The record is from RefSeq and is a predicted model, not a curated record. Gene Ontology annotation, biological process: magnesium ion transport; transmembrane transport. Gene Ontology annotation, molecular function: magnesium ion transmembrane transporter activity. Lineage: Eukaryota; Viridiplantae; Streptophyta; Magnoliopsida; Fabales; Fabaceae. Gene Ontology annotation, cellular component: membrane. The transcript is spliced from 3 exons.
GGAAAGUAAUAAAGAAGUAAAGAGAGAGAGAGAGAGAGAGGGAAGGGGAUGAGAGAGGGAGGAUGAGGGGCGGUGAGGAGCGAUCGACAGGGAUUCGAAAGAAGGGAAGCGGAGUGAGACAAUGGCUGGUCCUGGACGGCAGAGGAGAGACGGAGGUGGUGGAGGCCGGGAAGCACGCCAUCAUGAGGAGGACGGGACUCCCCGCGCGUGACCUGCGUAUAUUGGACCCUCUCUUGUCAUACCCUUCUACCCUUCUGGGUCGUGAGAGGGCCAUCGUCAUCAACUUGGAGCACAUCAAGGCCAUCAUCACCGCCCACGAGGUCCUCCUCCUCAACUCUCGCGACCCCUCCGUCACCCCCUUCCUUCAGGAGCUCCAGGCCAGGAUCCUCCGCCACCACCACCAGACUCUGGCCGAUGCCAACCCCAACCCUGACGACGCCAUCAAGAUUCUCCCCUUCGAGUUCGUAGCCCUUGAGGCCUGUCUGGAGGCCGCUUGUAGCGUCUUGGAAAACGAGGCUAAGACUUUGGAGCAGGAGGCUCAUCCGGCCUUGGACAAGCUCACCUCCAAGAUCAGUACUCUCAAUUUGGAACGCGUUCGUCAAAUUAAGAGCCGAUUAGUCGCCAUCACUGGCCGUGUUCAGAAGGUCAGGGACGAAUUGGAGCACCUGCUCGACGACGACGAUGAUAUGGCUGAGAUGUAUCUCUCUGAAAAGCUAGCUGAACAAGAUGACUUGGAGAAGGCGGAGGAUACCUCUUCUGCCGACGAUGUUGAUGAUCACAUUGACAGGACCGCUCCUGAAAUAUCGUUGGACAAUGUUGUUGGUAGGGACAGCCAUGGAACUCGCGAUAGCGCCACCUACAGCGCCGUCACCAAGCAACUUGAUGUCGAGGAGCUUGAGAUGCUCUUGGAGGCUUACUUUGUGCAGAUUGAUGGCACCUUGAACAAGCUCUCUACGCUGAGGGAGUACGUUGAUGACACAGAGGAUUACAUCAACAUCAUGCUGGAUGACAAACAGAACCAUCUCCUCCAAAUGGGAGUCAUGUUGACCACAGCAACUCUGGUAGUGAGUGCCUUUGUUGUUGUGGCCGGUAUUUUUGGCAUGAAUAUUCACAUUGAGCUAUUUGAUGACCAGAAAGCUGGGAUGACACAAUUCCUCUGGACUGUUGGUGGUAGCACUGCAGGGACCAUAUUCUUGUAUGUGGUUGCCAUUGCCUGGUGUAAGCACAAACGCUUGCUAGAGUGACCAGGCGUCAAAUAGUGUUUCAUAAACAAAUGUAAUUUAACUUGAAAAUCACCUUUUGUUCAUGUGCUAUAAAUUUUAGUAGCAGACAGUGCAGUAUCUUGUUGCUUCUUGUACUCGUAUGAUCCUUCAGCUUCAACGAUGUUGCUCAUCUUGUACAUUAUUCCGUGCCUAAAAACAUUAAUUUUAUGGACACUUGUCUUUCCAAUAACAGUUUUGUUAUUUGCACAAAAAAAA